Symbiodinium pilosum is the source of this 198-nucleotide messenger RNA. The record is from the annotation of a GenBank genome assembly. NCBI's taxonomy places the organism in Eukaryota, Dinophyceae, Suessiales, Symbiodiniaceae.
GUGUUGAGGAGCACUCCAUCUGUGCAAAGCAGCGGAAGCUGUGAGCAAGCUGCUGAGGAAUGUGUUCCGGAACGCAUCUCUGCGCGGCAGCGCUUGCGGCUGCUGCAGGAGCGGGCGGCCAAACUCCACACCAUCAAGGAGCAUCUCCAGCGGUUAAGCAAGGAGCGUCGAGAGGCAGCCAACCCAACCGCGGGGAAG